Trifolium pratense (red clover) is the source of this 2266-nucleotide messenger RNA. RefSeq lists its product as uncharacterized. The transcript is spliced from 4 exons. Lineage: Eukaryota; Viridiplantae; Streptophyta; Magnoliopsida; Fabales; Fabaceae. Bases 1 to 2166 code for a protein of 721 amino acids. The record is from RefSeq and is a predicted model, not a curated record.
AUGGACAAUAUGAUAACUAAUGCCCUUGGGUUUAAUACGCCGAUUUAUGUGCCAAAUGAUGUCGACGACCCUGCUGAUGAUGAAUAUGACGCUGAUGUUAACGUCGAGAGACCAAAUGAGGAAGCCCAGCGAUUUUUUGAUCUUUUGAAAGAGACAAAUACACCGUUGUGUGAAGGCUCUCGAGACUCAAAGUUAACGGUGUGUAUUAGACUUUUGGGUAUCAAGUCUGAAUGUCUUGUUUCAGAAUACACCAUGGACUUGAUAACAAAACUGAUGUUGGAUAUAACAAUAGACCGUCCUCUUGAUUUGCCAAAAAAUUAUUACGAAGCAAGACAAUUGGUUGCAAAGUUAGGACUCGGAGCGAAGAGAAUUGACUGUUGUGUUAACGGAUGUAUGUUGUACUAUAGCAACGAAUUUGGUGUAGAUGACGGUGCAUUACUUGAAUGUAAAUUUUGUCAAGAACCAAGAUAUCGUGUAACAAGAAAUUCACGGUCAGUCAGAAGGAAGCCAAUCCCAAGAAAGGCAAUGUUCUAUUUACCCAUAAUACCAAGGUUGCAAAGGUUGUAUGCAUCGAUGCAAACAGCCAGUAAAAUGACAUGGCAUCGUGAAAACUAUGAAAGGAGAAAAAUGUCAGUUUAUCCUGAAUUUGCUUCGGAGCCACGGAAUGUCCGACUUGGGUUGUGCAGUUUGCAACCCCAAAAUCCGGCGAAUAAGGCAAUCAAUAAUGCAUUGAAAUCCAAAUUCCAGGCUCCAUAUCUCAACUGGACGGAGGUCAGGGCAGAUGAGCGUGGAUAUCAACAAUUUUGGAAUGGCUUCAGGUCGCAAGUAACUUGGCUGAAUCACCACACAGCGGCUAUUGAGCGUAUAUUAAACAAAAAAGCCACCAAGCGUCUGUCGACCUUACUUUUUGAAGCGCGGAAAAAGAUUAAAAAGGAUCCUUCAAAACCACCACUUUGGCUCGCUGGCAAUUCAUACCCUAUGCUCUGCCGCAGAUGGGAAGAGGAAGAGUAUAUUGCAAAGUGUAUAAAGAACAAAGCCAACAGAAAUACUGAUGAAGCCAAUCGUGCGUGCGUACACUCUGGAGGGUCUAAAUCUGCCGGAACGCUUCGUCUUGAGUUCAUCCAACAAUUUGGUCGUCCACCCACCUUUAUGGAGAUGAAUGACAUGAUGCACCGGUAUGCAGAUUCCGGUGAGUGGACGGGGGCAAGGGCGCAAGAAGUGUCGAGGUUGACGCAAAUUUGGGUUGAAGAAUAUAAUGCAAGCCAACUACGACUACCACCUCAUAGGCGAGAUAAUGAGGAUGUUCGUCGAAACAAGAUGUCGUUGGCUUUUGUUAAGAAUGCUGGUGGUGCGACUCGAGGUCGCAAAUUCGCUGCUGGGUGUACAUCUUCUCUAUAUGCAAGUGACCCAACUGGUUUGAGAGAUGUCACUUACACAUCUUCAUCUUCAUCGAGUACAGGACGCUCUCGUCCAACUCAAAGAGAGGAAACCGAUGAUGAGUAUGAAGCGCGAAUGAGGGCCACGUAUAGAGAAGAAUUCCGCGAUGAGUUCGAAGCAUCAUUUGAUGACCGGGUGGACGUACGGGUCCAACAUAUAUUGCAGGAAUUCUUUGCGCAGCAGAGGGCGCCGGCGGGGGGGGGGGGGGGGGGGGUUGGAUCAUCAUCUCAGGCUUCGGCACGACAAAAUCAAAAUGCCGGUGAACAAGAAUAUCGACCGGAUUUGAGUAGCAUGGUUAAUUUGAAUCAGCUGCCGGAGUACCGAGAGGGUGAUCCAGUACUGAGUAUGAGCAUAGAGGAUAUGAGUCAGAUGCUUAAUGAACCAGUUCAUUUACAAUUUUUUGAUCCUACUGGGCAAACAAGUGGAAGCAGUAGUGACGGAAGCGGUAGAAAUAAUCAACAAACUGCUUUCACCGAAUACCAGAGAUCAUUAAAUCCACAACAAGACUUCAUAAUCCCACAUCCAAAUCAACCCCAAGGCAACUUCUUCCCAAAUCAAGCCCCAAUUAACUUCGUUCAUAGGCCUGUGGCACGACCUCCUUUGCGAACGUCACUCCCCGGAGUCGUAAUACACGAGGGAGGUAGAGGCCGAGGCCGAGGAAGGUCGCGUCAGCCAACAGACACUGGCAAGGGGAAGCGACCACUAUAUCAGCCGCCUGACCAACGUUGAUGUGUAAUUUUAAUAAUCUGUUGUUGAUUAUUAUUUGUUUAAUUGUUUUCUUUUUGUAAUGACAAUAUUAUCAUUAUAUUUAAUUAUGCUUAUGUUAAGU